UCAUACUGCAGCUAGAGCGGGACUGGUGUUGAUGAUUCUGAUACAGGGUCGGCUGUUCCUGGCUGGGUUCACAUCUCUUGCAAGUUGUUUUAACUUUAGUUGCCAUUGUCUUGCUGAUUUACAUUGGAUAUAACCCUCAAUCAAUUAUUUGUUUCCACUUUACUUGUUCAAGAUAUCUAAUCAAGCACGGUGUCUACGAUGGAGAACGAAAUAGCUACCAGCACUCCCUCUCCUCCUCCUGCUCCAGUGUCUCAAGACCCCAACAACAAUACCACUCCCUCUCACCAUGCCCCCCGCUUUGGCACCAUCAUCCCUAACCGCAUCUUUGUGGGAGGAAUUGAUUUCAAGACCAAUGAGAACGACCUGAGACGCUUCUUCUCCCAGCAUGGAGCGGUGAAGGAGGUGAAGAUUGUGAUUGACCGUACUGGGGUGUCAAAAGGAUAUGGCUUUGUUACCUUUGAGACCCAGGAGGAUACCGAGAGAAUCCUUCAUGAUGCUGACAGACUGUGCUUCCGGGACAAGAGGCUCAACAUCGGCCAGGCCGUCCGCAAGCAACAAGUGGGAGGGCACUCAAACAGCUUCUCUGUGUCCAGCCAUACUCCUACCAUGAUGCCCACCCCCUGUGGAACCAUGUACCUCACCACCUCUACGGGGUACCCCUACACCUACCACAACGGAGUGGCUUACUUCCACACCCCAGAGAUGAGCCCCUCCGCCCCCUACCACUGGCCUUCCCACUCAGUACCUGGCUCUCCAGUCAUGCUGACCCACCAGCCUCCACCCAUCUACCAGCAGCCAGCCUACCACCACUACCAGGCCCCUACACAGUGUCACCCUAGUCACCUGCAAUGGAACGUUCCUCAGUCUCCAGUGCCCUCCAGCCCAGUGUUGUACAUGCAGCCCUCUGAGCUCCUGUACCAGCCCAUGGAGCAGCCCAGCGACGGGGGCUGUGUCCAGCCUGCCAUGCCCCUCAUAGAGGCCCCCAUCCCAGAGCAGCAGUUCAUCGACCACAUGGUGCAACCAGCCUACAAUCACACGAUAUCAUACUACCCACAAAGUCCAGGGGGGAUGACACCCGUGAUGAUACAGCAAGAACCAGGAAAGGAACAUAAGUUCCACGUCAUGAGGCGAGGUUACCCCUCCUCGCCCGUCAGCCUGAAGCCCAGGUACGGCCGCAACCCGCACUACGCCCAACUGCGCAAGGAGUACCGCCCCCGAAAUCACCAGCGACCACUCCCCUCCGCCACCACCGAACCAGUCAAGUAG
Messenger RNA from Coregonus clupeaformis (lake whitefish), 1266 nucleotides. RefSeq names its product protein boule-like. Gene Ontology annotation, molecular function: RNA binding. Bases 199 to 1266 code for a protein of 355 amino acids. The transcript is spliced from 11 exons. The record is from RefSeq and is a predicted model, not a curated record. Lineage: Eukaryota; Metazoa; Chordata; Actinopteri; Salmoniformes; Salmonidae.